GGUACUUCACAUCACUGAAGACUACUAGUAGGCUACGCUCUCUUUUAUCUCCCCUGACGCUGUACGCAAAGAGGAACAGGAAAACAUAUAUAUAUAUCCACUCAGGCAACAAAGGGAGGAGAAAAGGGAAACAUAUAACCAAACCACAGCAAAAGCAAAGCAAAGCAACGUCGAUGGCGCUCGUUCCUCAUACCCAGGAGCUGCAGCGGGAGGUGCAAGCCGUGCAGCAACUGCGCCGCAGCCUGCACGACGCAUACAUUGCAGAAUCUGGCGCGGCCCGACGCUCUGCCAAGAAUGACGGCGGCAAGCCGCCGUCCGCCAUGGAGGUGCACCGCACUGUGGACGCGCCGACGCUGAACAUAUUGAAGUCACCCAACUAUCCCUUCACCCUGUGCGAGGAGGCGCCGCCGUCCUACGUGCCGCCGCCGGUGCCUUUCGACGUAGCGGGCGAGAUCGACUCACUCAAGCAGCGCGUGCUGCAGGUGCAGGAGGACCUACAGAAAUACCAGAAGCAGCACAGCCGCGGCGGCGCCCCGCUCAGCCGCACGCAGAUGCUGGACUUCUUCAGCCACAACGCGACGUACGCAGAGAUGGCGUGGGUGGUCUCAUCGCUGCAGUGGUUCUAUCGCUGGGUCCUUACGCACUCCAUCAGUCACUUGUGGAAUUGCAAGGAGCAGCUGGAGUACGUCUUGACGCAGAACGACGCGUCGCUGCCGCAGUCCGUGGAGGAGAUGGACCAGUGCCUGCAGGAGCUGCCCUUCUCGGCGGCCGUCUCCGUCCUCGACACGGACCGCCAGUCUGUCGUGGCGCAGGAGCGGCGCCGCCUGCGCUCUGUCAGCCGCACGUUUCGCGGCCGCCUACCGCCGGAGGCGGUCACCGUGGCCACCAGCAGUUACCUGACGCCGGAGGAGAAGUACAUGUACCAGGAGUUCUUCAACCAGUCGGAGCACAUGCUACUCCUGCUGAACCACACACUGAUGCUGGACAAGGCAAACAGCCACCUCAUCCAAGGCGGCGGCCGCCACAGCACACCGACCAGCGCGGCGGGAAUGAUGUCCAACUCGCAGAACUCCGCCCGUGGCGGCUCCUUCGAGAGCGGUGCGGUGAUGCUGACGUCGGACUCGAUGAUGGGGGAGAUGGACACGGCCGGGCUCGCCGAGGAGACGCUGAAUGCGGUGGCGGCAGAGCAAGAGGUGAUCACGACGCUCAUGAGGACGAUCCGCGAGCGCCAGCAGCGCGGCGAGUCCUUCGACGUGUCAGAGGAGGAGGCGCAGCACAGCCACAAGGCGCAGGUCGCCGUCUACGGCUGCGUCUUAAGCGACAUGAGUCUCAUGGGCCAACAGAUGAGCCUGGUGUCAGAGUUUGUAGACCACUACGAGGAUUGGCUGAAGUUGCGCGGCUUUCAAUCACACGAGGAGCUCAUGAGUGAGCUGUCGAAGCGCAGCGGGGGCACGGCCUGGCCAACGCUCAGCAUCCACGGCGACGCUGCAGACGGCCACGGCCAUUUUGUCCCACCAACAGAGCAGCUACAGGCGAGCUACCCACGUCCAGCGGAUAACAACAGCAAGAACAGCGGCGGCGCUCCGAAGGACACGUACACACAAUUCGAUUCCGCAAAGGGCCCACGCGCCACACCCACUAGCCAGAACUUUCUCGCCAAGGCACCGCCAAAUGAGAAGCCGACGAAGAAGGCGCAAGCGGCGGCGGCAUCGGAGCAGGUCGCACCAGCCUCGAGCGCCGCUUCUGAGCGCUCAAUGCCGUCACAGGCGGCGAAGAAGCCGGCCGCCGUCAGCGGGUCUGUCACUUCCCCCGCCUCCGACAACAUCGAGGCGCCGGGUGUGACGCCUGGCAGAGAGGUGGCAAAUGCCUUCUAUAGCAUCCUCGAGCAGAUGGCUGCAGCUCAUCCCUCAGGCGACGGCGGCGUUGCGCGGGCGUGGCUCAUCGCGACUGUGCGCUUCAUCGUCGUGAAGAUGGUGCGCCGCGAGUGGGACGCCAACAGCACGGCUCAAAACAUCGCACAGGCGGAGGAGGACUUGUUGGGCCUGCUGCGCCGCAAGAGCGCCUACGCGCGUCUGACCGCCUCGGCCGCCGCGCUGUGCGUCGUGGCGCAGGAGAUGGCGCGGCUGUGCGCGGCGCGAUGCGAGAUGCGUUCCCUCACGGCGGAGGUGCCGGUGGUGCUGCACGUGCCCGAGGACGCCGAUGACUACGCGCAGGCGGUGGCCGAUGUGAUGAACCCGGUGGAGCAGGAGCGAUGGGGCUGCGUGCUGGAUGCGCUAUGGUUCCAGACCGAUCCGUCCACCCAGUCGAGCGGUGGUCUCUUGCUGCAACAGACUGCGGCGACAGCGGAGGGCACGGCAUCGUCGCCUGUUCGCCCCAACGCGAGCGGCGUGCUGCACUUCCUUUACAUUGAGUCCAUCGACGCACCACCCACCCCACAAAACCAGUGCGUCACCUGCAUCAAUCUGCGCUACCGCCUGCCGCGCAUGUCACCCGCUGCCACGUCUAGCCGCCGCGUCGCCCCUACCCUGGCCGCCGUCUCGGGAGCACAGCCUUCGAGCAACUACGGCAUGUCUCGCUAUCAGCUGGCUCGCCGCGUGUUGGCGGCCUUCGCGGAGAUUGAGACCAGGGGGCUGCUGCCGUGCUUUGCGUGCCGCGUAGCAGAGGCUGCCACGGUACCGCUGUCGCAGGCGGUCUUUGUCACCUUCGACGACGCCAACACGAGCGUGGUGGUGGACGUGUCCCACACGCCGCUGCUGUGCGUGCUGCCUCCCGCCGCGAUUGAGCUGAAGCGGCUGUACGCCGAUGUCGGUGCAGCACCGGCCCCGGAGGGCGCGAAGGAUCAGUACUACACGGCGUACGCCUCACCGGUCAACUUCAGCACGAUCGGGCUUAUGGUGGGCGCGGUGCUGGAGGAGGUGGCGAUCCGCGUGCCGGUGCUAAGCGACCUCUACAUGACCGCCUCGACGGUGCGAGAACAGGCCCUGUCUGAGAUUCAGAGCGGGAAACCGAGCCGGUGCUUCACCAACGCCACAACUCACCCCAUUCCUGUCUCCUGCGCACCGGCGAAAACGCGUGCCAUCAGCAUUCAGCGCGAGUCGAUCGCGAAUCGCAACAGCACGGCGGUCCGGCACUUCAUCCCCCCGCUGCUGCGCAACAUUGAGGACAGAAUUGCGGCGAUCGAGCACGGCGGGGGUGGCGGCAGCGGCGGCAACAACAGCAGCAACGUCGCUCCACGAUCGCGCAACACAAACGAAACCCCGGACGGCUCCGUUUCGACGCCGCGUGGUGCAUCAGCACAAUCCGUCACGGGACGUCAGACACAAAUGGUGGGUGGGAAGGGCACCACAUCGCCGUCGCCGUCCGCCGUCCGGCCGAUCCGUCCUUGA
Leptomonas pyrrhocoris is the source of this 3386-nucleotide messenger RNA. RefSeq lists its product as hypothetical. The transcript has a single exon. NCBI's taxonomy places the organism in Eukaryota, Euglenozoa, Kinetoplastea, Trypanosomatida, Trypanosomatidae. The coding region runs from base 174 to 3386 and encodes 1070 amino acids. The record is from RefSeq and is a predicted model, not a curated record.